UUGAAACAACCUCUUCUCUAGAGCAACGAAGUCUCAACACCCAUCAUGAAGUUGAUCACUCUCGCACUGGCUCUCCUGCUGGUCUUGUCCGCCGUCCUGUCGCCCAGCCAAGCCACGCCGGACGCCCUAGCAGACCCGAGUCCGUUCUUCUUUCUCAAAAAGAAGAAGUAUGGCUAUGGCGGCUAUGGCGGUUAUGGCUACGGCGGUUAUGGCCACGGUGGAUAUGGCGGUUAUGGCCAUGGCGGUUAUGGCCACGGCGGAUAUGGCGGUUAUGGCCAUGGCGGUUAUGGCCACGGUGGACAUGGCGGUUACGGCAGUUACUGGUGAAGAAAGAGAUAGGCAGACUCCCCAAGCAAGAUAUGGAAGAGUUAAGAUUUUUACACGCUCUACGGGAAACAAUUAUCUCGUCGAUAACUAUCAAAUGAA
Messenger RNA from Penaeus indicus, 426 nucleotides. RefSeq lists its product as uncharacterized. Lineage: Eukaryota; Metazoa; Arthropoda; Malacostraca; Decapoda; Penaeidae. Bases 46 to 327 code for a protein of 93 amino acids. The record is from RefSeq and is a predicted model, not a curated record. The transcript has 2 exons.